This is a messenger RNA of Triticum aestivum (bread wheat), 1586 nucleotides long. RefSeq lists its product as uncharacterized. The record is from RefSeq and is a predicted model, not a curated record. The coding region runs from base 1 to 1365 and encodes 454 amino acids. The transcript has 2 exons. NCBI's taxonomy places the organism in Eukaryota, Viridiplantae, Streptophyta, Magnoliopsida, Poales, Poaceae. Gene Ontology annotation, molecular function: ADP binding.
AUGGAGGUAAUAUUUUCUGCUGCUAUGGGUGAGCUUGCCAGUAGAUCCAUAUCUUUCCUGGUGGACAGAUACCUGAAGCAGCGGACAGCGGCGACAAGCGUGGAGGAGAGGCUGCACAGCCUGCAACGGCUGCUACUGCGGCUUCAUGUCGUCGUCGAGGAGGCAGAUGACCGGCUCAUAACAAACCAGGCCAUGCUGCAUCACCUCAGCAUACUGAGACAGGAGAUGUACAGGGGCUAUUACACCCUCGACAUCUUCAGUUGCCGAGCCCAUGAAGAUGACAGGACAAAAGAUUACUCUUUUGCCCCAUCUAAGUUCAACCCUGCAAAGCGUGUAUGUUUCUGCAGUGGCAACAGUGAAGGUGCAGCACAAGCUGAGCUGCUGGAGAAAGUUCUUGGCAGCAUGCAGAAGACCAUUGAAGAUGUGAAAACUGCUAAUGGCGCUGCUGAUCAUUUGGCUGUCUUGCCAAUCGUUGGUCCUAGGAAAGUUGGAAAGAGCACCCUGGUCGAGCAUGUAUGCAACGACGAAAGGGUGCGCAACCACUUCUCUCAAAUUUUGUUUUUCAAUGGAGAUGUUCUUAAAGAUGCAAGUGUAGAGACUCUAAGAGAUGGAGGUAGAAUCAAGCAUCAAAACCGUGGCAUCAGCGGUGGAAGGACACUGAUCAUCAUUGAGCUAUUUCUGGACAUCGACAAGUCUGAAUGGAAGAGUUUGUAUUCAGCUGCAAAAAGUCGCAUCACGAGCGGAAGUAAGAUGAUAAUUGUGAGCCGCUCCGACAAGAUCGCAAGGUUUGGAACCACAGAACCCAUCAGAUUACAGUUCUUAACUCAGGAAGCAUACUGGUACUUCUUCAAGGUGCGUUCCUUUGGGAGCGCGAGAGCAGAGGACCACCCGAAGCUCGCAUCAAUGGCCAUGGAGAUGGCCAAUUUGACGAGUGGGUGCUUCAUGUCUGCAAACAUCAUCAGUGGAAUACUGAAAGCAAAUUUUAACCCCCAUUUCUGGAGCAUGGCCCUUGCAGCCCUCAGAAAUUUGAAGACGACAAAUAUCUCAGUGUAUGGGGAUCGUUUCACUCUUCCAUGGCAGAUGGUGGAGCCAACAUAUCUCAGGAGGGUGAAUAAAAGUUCUUCUGAAUGUGUCGUGUUGUUUCUUGACUACGAGACAUGUUCUGCUGAAACUGGACAUGAAGCUCUCAGGAUGAUGAGCGCGCAAGAUCUUCUCUUUGGUAGUGUCAGGCUUCGAGGGAAAUUCAAGGUCCAUGCAUGGACAUCCCACCUGCCGCCUCACUACAGCUACAUCGUUCACUGUGAGGUACAAAGGCCACGUCGCAUGGUCACAAGUAACAAGUGUUUUCAGAAGAGUAGUGGCUGAUUAAAUUGUCUAGUCUUUUAUCCAACACUCGAAGGUCAUGCAUGGUUCGCAGAAACUUGAAGAGAAGCAAGCAGAGUAGGUAAAGGUUGUGAGCUGAGAGCCUGAGACUGUUCUCCUUUCUGAAAUACCAUAUUUUCUCUUCUUUUUGGACCGCUCUGAAGUAGUACAAAUUUCACUGUUAUUUUUUAUAUCCCAACUGUAAGUAAUAAGCAAUUAGGCAA